This is a messenger RNA of Asterias rubens (European starfish), 2176 nucleotides long. RefSeq lists its product as uncharacterized. The transcript has 9 exons. Bases 253 to 1188 code for a protein of 311 amino acids. Gene Ontology annotation, molecular function: nucleic acid binding. The record is from RefSeq and is a predicted model, not a curated record. NCBI's taxonomy places the organism in Eukaryota, Metazoa, Echinodermata, Asteroidea, Forcipulatida, Asteriidae.
CGAAGCGACAACAUUUCCUAAGUUGUUCACCCACACUUUAGCCACUGUUUCUUUAGUUUGGUAAAUUCAUGGCAAUUUUGAAUAUUGGUUUUGUAAAAUUUCGUUCAUUAUAACAAAAUGGAGGCCAAAUUAGGGGAAUUUUUAGCAAAGAAAUAAUCUUUUGCUGUUCAUGUUGGAAGUUGAAGGAGUUCUCCCAGUGUACUGUCCGGCUGCUGAGGAAAUGGAAGUGGGUCAUGCUGUGGGUAUCGUUCGAUGUGUCAACGACUCCAAAGAUAUCAUCACCUACAUGUAAACCGAGAAACUGUUAGUCAGUUCUUGCAAGUGCUUGAUCCACAAGGUGUGGAAGCUCGGAAGCACCGUCGAUUUCGCAGAAGGAUGUAUUUCAAUAAAGGACCCCACUACCUCAUCCACAUUGACGGAUACGACAAGCUUAAGCCCUAUGGUUUUGCAAUUCAUGGUGCUAUUGACGGGUUUUCUCGGCGAAUCCUGUGGCUUGAGGUUGGACCGACAAAUAAUGACCCAAAGGUUGUUGCUCAAUAUUUUGUGGACUAUAUACAACAAAUAAAAGGGGUUCCACAUGUCAUAAGGACAGAUCGCGGCACAGAAAAUACACUGAUUGAGGAUAUACAAAUAGCAUUUCGCUACUACCAUGAAGAUGAGCGAGCAGGAUUCAAUAGCUUCUUAUACGGGAAGUCAACCUCAAACCAGCGAAUUGAGCGGUGGUGGGGUAGUAUGAGACAUGGUUCAAUUGAUUUCUGGCUCAUGCUCUUCAAAGAUAUGCGUGACUCUGGGCUUUUGGACAAUUCAUCUGCGUGGCAACUAGAAUGCAUGAGAUUCUCUUUCACUGGGUUGCUGCGUGCAGAACUGCAUCAAGUUGGGCAACUAUGGAAUGAACAUCACAUCCGUCCAUGCCGUAACACUGUUGCUUCCAGUGGGAAACCAGAUGAGAUGUAUUUCUUACCAGAACUUUAUGAUACCCACGACUUCAAACAUAAUGUACCAAUGACAGAUGUGGAAGCAGUGCAAGGCAUCUGUGUACGACUUGACAGAUUUGGUUGUUCUGAAGACUUUGUGGAGGUAGCAGAAUUUGUCAUGCAACAUAAGGGACUUGUCAUGCCACAUACUCCACAAGAAGGUGUUCGUUUUUAUUUAGAUAUAAAAGAAGGAAUUCUCAAUUUGGCACGUUGAAUGCAAAGAGAGAUUUUCAUUUUGUUCCUCUGUGUAAGCCAUCUUAUCUGUAAAUUGUUCAUUUGUUUUACUUGCGACUUUGUUAUACUCAGUUUACAAAACAAUAGAAGCAAAUACUAUACUUGGGCUACACAGAAUGUUAAGUAGUUACUACUGAUAUACCCUUAGUUGAAUCUGUUCAUAACAGAGCCACACAAAAUAUUCUUUGAAAAAUGCCUGGUCUGUGCACUGGUAGGAACAUGGAGGUAGAAAUAGGAGAUACAGAUACAGACUACAGCCCAUUUGACAUCCUCACCCACUCGUAGUUCUGGAGUUAAGAGCUCUCCUCAUUAUAUUGUAUAACAGUGACAAAUGGGAAACUAUGGGCAAUUAUUUGGCAGGAUUUUUGAGGGCCCAUGUCAUCCCCGCACUGAAACUUUGAUGUGGAGCAGUUGUCUUUUGUUUAUUACAAAUUCCACAUAAAUGUAAUGACCAUGACGUGGAGUUUAAACCUUUGAUCUGUUUCAAGUUGUGUCUCCUUCUGUUUCUACCUCCAUGGUAUGAUAUACUGUUUUUUUUUUUUUUUAAACUUUAAUAACCGACAAUCAUCUGGUGUUAUUUGUAUUAUAGGCCUUCACAUACCCCAUGUCCUGACACAGGAUUUGCGGUCAGUGAUUAAAGGAGCCAAUUUAAUGACAUUUGCCCAAUAAUAUUAAGUAUGGACCUAAAAAGGCUUGGACAAUUUUUUAUUUGAAUUCUUUGUACCUAUUUUCAAAGUUAGAAUUAUAAUUUGUAUUCCUCAAUCUAUUUGAUCCUUGUUUUUCCUUUUUGGUUUGUUGGUGGGGUUAAUAGUCAAUGAGAACAGUUGUACAAGAAAAGCAAGCAUUUUGUUGCCACUUGAUGUUGAUGGCGAUCCCAUUGCAGUAUUUCAUGACUUAUGAUUGCAAAACUUAUUAUUUGCAGGCGUGAAGGUACUCAAAAACAGGUUAAUAAAGUUUUACUUCCCAAA